Symbiodinium natans is the source of this 663-nucleotide messenger RNA. Lineage: Eukaryota; Dinophyceae; Suessiales; Symbiodiniaceae. The record is from the annotation of a GenBank genome assembly.
AUGGGACAGGAAAGUGAGGCUUUAGCUUCUGAGAAUGUCUUCCAACAGAACCACACGCUGACAAGUCUCGUGCACGAGGCUGCAAAGGCCCCGCUGAGUGAUCACCAGAUCGAGCGCUUGCACCAUCUGGACCGCCUUCACUACGCUGAGCUCCACCAAGACCAGGAUCGGGACCAGCACUGCCAGGAGAGGGAGCAGAUGGCCAGGGAUGAGCCGGAUCAUUGGUCGUUGCACCAUGAGGACAUCAAUGCAUACAUGGACUGUCUCUGCGUCCAGAGGAAGCCAUCCCUGGUGUGCGAGGCCAUCCACCACGAAGGCAUGCUCGACGCAGCAGAUCACGCAGUUCAGCUGAUGCAGGAGCACUUUGAUGAGCUCAACGCUGACAAGUCUCAGCAGCCACCGAUCGCUUGGCACCGUGGCAUGUCGGAGCUCCAGACCUAUUCGAACAGCAGCCAGGAAUUGGGCUUUGCAAUCCCGCUUGGACCUUGCGAUGCGGAUGCGCUUGCGUGCAACGUCUGCGUGAAGGGUAUCUGCCUCUCGGUGCCAUUUCCCAAGGCAGGCCGAAUCUGCGCACAGCAAGACAGGUUUGCUGUGAGAAAUUCAGGUUCUGUUGCAAAAGCAGAAGCAGUGGUGCACUACAAAUUCUUAGGAUUGCCUGCGUAG